Molecule: messenger RNA, 639 nt
Organism: Priapulus caudatus
Lineage: Eukaryota; Metazoa; Priapulida; Priapulimorpha; Priapulimorphida; Priapulidae
Product: protocadherin-like wing polarity protein stan
Exons: 6
Coding region: 235-639 (134 amino acids)
Biological process (GO): homophilic cell-cell adhesion
Cellular component (GO): membrane
Molecular function (GO): calcium ion binding
Source: RefSeq, a predicted model, not a curated record
UCGGGACCAACUACACCCUCGACCUCAUCGUCACGGCGGCAGUUCGAUCAGGCGCGACCGCCGGAGACGCCGCUACGCAGCCGCACCUACGUCAGGUUUACCGUCACCGACGGCAACGACCUCUCUCCGACCUUCGUCUACGAAGGGUGUGAGCCGGUCAUCGCACGUCAGUGUAUCAAUCCGCAGUACGCCGCUGACAUACAGAGCAAUGUUGCCGCGGGGGCGCUGACAGUGAUGCCGGAGCCAAUCAGAGCAGUGGAUGCGGAUGACAUCAACAAUCCGGUUACAUAUAGCUUCGUGUCCGGUACGCGGGCGGACUACGCGCAUUACUUCAGUAUUGACGAGCGAACGGGCGUGGUGACACAGACAGCUCCCAUCAGCAGAGGUGACACGGACAAGGUCAUCCUCCUCGUGCAGGCUCAGGAGAUGACGUCAGGGGUCGCUAUACCGGGUCGCUUCUCCGUCGCCACACUGACCGUCCACGUGACAGCGGUCAACAGCCACGACCCUGUGCUCGAACUGACAGGGAGGGUCGGAUUCGUGGAGGAGAACGCGCCUGUGGGCACCGUGGUGCGCACCGACAGGGAUGAGUCGGCGCCGGGCAUGCGCAUCACCGCAUACGACCCAGAUCUCCCCUGA